AUGGUUUUGUGUUCCCGUCGGGCCGUACCGGGGCACUCAUGGAAGUUCGAUAUCAUCGACAAGAUACUGGACUAUUCGUUGGAAGAUGAGGAUCGCUGCGAGCAUGAUGGAGAUAUUGGCGGACAUGCCGAGAUGGGGAACCUCCUUGUCCCGACAGAGGAAAUUGCAGGAGCAAUGGAAGCAGUGGAGGUUACCAUGGCUGUUGAUGACGAUAACAACGUCACUGUUGCAGAACCUGAUGAGGAAGAACUUCCCGAAGCCAUUGCGGAGCCUGAACAGGAACAGUCUGCCGAGGUCGACUUCGAUGAAGGCUAUGAUGACGAUGAAGAACAAGAACGUCACCCUGUUCUAGUCAUUGAGAACAUCAGGCACAUCGAACGCAUUGCAGCGAGUGCUCAAGUGGCAUUGCAGACACCAUAUUUCCCCAGUCACAGAAGUGCUAUCUGCGUGGAUCCACACCAGCUCGCCUACACGUUCAUGAGCUUCCUUCGCGUUGUGCCGAUGCAUUCCCACGCAUUGGAAGGCCUUCAGCAAAUUUGUGAGUCAACUACAGCGUCAUCCGGCAACAUGUUGACGAUGGCUAUCGUUACGAUCAAAUUGGAUCCAUGGGCGGUCUUGCACGUCUGGAACCCAGUGACAGGUAUCAGCGCCGAAGUAUCGGACACCGAGAUCCUGAAUGAACCUCGCAACGGUCAAGCGACCAAGGACCCCGACGGUACCUUAUUCCUGAGGAGGGAGACCUUCAAUCCUGAGAUGGACAAGACCCAGGAGAACACAUGCUCUGAUGUGCAUUACA
Messenger RNA from Symbiodinium necroappetens, 796 nucleotides. The record is from the annotation of a GenBank genome assembly. NCBI's taxonomy places the organism in Eukaryota, Dinophyceae, Suessiales, Symbiodiniaceae.